AUGUCCACUAUUCACGAUACCCACUGUUCCCAUUGUUUUAGUUUGAACUGUAUAUCAACUGACUGUCCAGUUUCCAAAUGUAAGCACUGUCAUACUUUACUUCACUCUUGUAAACAAGAGGAGCACAUUGAACAUGUCUGCAGGAGGGCUCCUGUAAAAUGUCCCAACUACUCAAACGGCUGUAAUGUAGUACUGCUCCGUGAAAAAAUAACAAAUCAUCUACCAAUCUGUGCUGCAAGUAUUGUAGUGUGUUCAAGAGACCGGUGCCGAAAGUUAAAUGCGAAAUCCUGUAAGCUGGAGCUAAAGUUCAUGGGACGAAAAAAACAAAAUUUGCCAGUUAACGAAAGGGAUGAUAUUGAUAUUCAAUUAGCGAUUUAUGAUCAAAAUUUGAUCAUCGAAAGUUACAACUCUUCACGGCCUAAAAGAGUUCGACAACGGGAUCCAUUACAUCCAGCACAUCCAUUAUUGCCUUUGAGGAAUAUGCCUUACGACAGUUCUUCUCCAACUGAAGGAUUUGAAGACAGUAGCGAAGACGAAAUGCGAGAAAAAAGAGAAAAGCUGAAAAAGUCGAAGCUGGUAUUUUCUAACUGCUACAUGUGCCAAAUUGACCCUGCUGCACAGCACCUACAUACUUUGGGAAAUGGAGUUGACAUUGAGAAAAUGAAAAAAAGAAGAAUGACUCCGCAAGUUGUUGAUAAGUUUCAUGAAAAGUUGGGUCUGAAGGUUAAUGUCGAUGUUUUGAACGUGUCGGAAUCAAGUUUAAAAAGUGAAAACAUCCGAGAAAUACAGAAAGGAGGAACUCUAUACACAUUGAAGUGUCUGAAAACCGUUCGCAGGUCAGAAUAUGGAGUACAUUGUCUUUCUCAACACACAGAAACAAUUGAUAUUAUGAAUGAUAUUGUUUUGAGGUGUCCGAAUUGGUCGAGCGGAUGUGAUUUCACCUCAACUCGUGUGAAAGUUAAAGUGGGAAACUUGAAAUUCCAUCCUCACACAAGUACAAUAACUCAUCAACCGACUGCUGAUCAGUUCCCGGAAAGUCCUGAUUCUGUAUCAUAUCACAACAUUGAAACACUUCCACUUUGGGUCUAUGAAACACUUGCCGACUAUCUUCCAAGUUCAGCUUUAUUUAACUUAUCAUUGGUGAAUAGAACUUUACGAAAAGUUGUCUUCAUCGCAAUGAAUUCAAAAUGUUACGUGGAGCCAGUGUGGGAAAUGGAACGUCAAGGGAAGUGGGCUCUAAAACAAUAUAUCUGGAAAGUGACUUCAACCGAGCCACCACCAGAAACCGAAUGGAGGGUUCCUGUCGAACUCAACAAUCACAUUUCUCAAUGCCAGUAUUUUAAUCCAGUUAGCUAUGAAGAGAAAAUGGUCCCUGUGUUCUCACGGGAGUUUGAAAAAGAAAUCUGGGACGGAUUCACAAACGAACUAUCCGAGCGAUUAAUCAGAGCUGAGAUCAGAGCAGUCGAAGAUAACGUUGAAGAGGAAGAGUUCGAAUGGGAAGGUUGAAAACUUUUAAUAUUUUUUCAACAUUCAUUCCGUUCAUGUAAUAAUUCAUAUAUAAGUACUGUAAAAUGAAUAAGGUCCCAGUCAA
Molecule: messenger RNA, 1591 nt
Organism: Caenorhabditis elegans
Lineage: Eukaryota; Metazoa; Nematoda; Chromadorea; Rhabditida; Rhabditidae
Gene: C10E2.2
Product: F-box domain-containing protein
Exons: 9
Coding region: 1-1506 (501 amino acids)
Molecular function (GO): ubiquitin protein ligase activity; zinc ion binding
Source: RefSeq, marked reviewed